AUGAAGUUUCUCACAUCGAUUCUCGGCUCGGAAAGUGAGUUUUACCACGAAAAAUGUAUAAGAACUAGAAUUCUUCCAGGAGAUCGUGCAGCUAAAAAGCGAAGAAGUCUGGAGGUGAGCCUACAUCGUCUCGAGGAGAAGGCAUUCCUGCUCGAAAUGGAGCUUGAAGAGACGAAACGCGAGCGUGUACUAUAAUGCGGUCAAAUUCACGCGCAAAUUUUGCAUUUUCAGGAAAAAGUGCUCAAGGAGCUGCGUUCCACGAUUCCAGUUCGUCACAUUUCGACCGUCAGCGCUACUUCCUGCGAUUUCUCAUUCAAUACGGAUAGUACCAAUGUCAGUUUCCCUAAAAAUAUGAAAUUUCUCUAAAAAUCCUAAUUCCAGGUCACCGAACGCUACUGCGGCCUGCCGAUCGACUCGAGCACUCCGAAAGAGGAGAAGAUCCGGACGAUCUCUGGAAAACCAUCAAAAGUACCCAAAAACAGUCGGAAUGCCAUCAAAAAUCUUGAAAAAUUGCAGCAAAACCUGAAGUCGAAGGCAAACAUGUACGCGGAAGAGGAGAAGGAACGCUCGAAAUGGCUCGGCGAGCAGCACAAAAAGAAGCAGCAAAACGGCGAGGCGUGCGUCGAAAAAUACUAA
Messenger RNA from Caenorhabditis sp. 36 PRJEB53466, 636 nucleotides. Lineage: Eukaryota; Metazoa; Nematoda; Chromadorea; Rhabditida; Rhabditidae. The record is from the annotation of a GenBank genome assembly.